Molecule: messenger RNA, 1623 nt
Organism: Fusarium keratoplasticum
Lineage: Eukaryota; Fungi; Ascomycota; Sordariomycetes; Hypocreales; Nectriaceae
Product: MFS domain-containing protein
Exons: 5
Coding region: 1-1623 (540 amino acids)
Biological process (GO): transmembrane transport; carbohydrate transport
Cellular component (GO): membrane
Molecular function (GO): carbohydrate:proton symporter activity
Source: RefSeq, a predicted model, not a curated record
AUGUCUGCACCGGGCAGAAACUCGGCCGCCAAGCCUCCAUCUCUUGCAGGAGAGCAUGAUGAGAUGGCCAAGCCGAUCGAACAUGUUACCCAGGUUGAAACAUCCUCUGCAGCUCUCGCAGAGGCCCUUGCUCAGAAGGGAAAGCUCUCGGGCAAGGCUCUGGCUCGCCUUUACGUCGUCAUGACUGUCGGCUAUCUCGUCUCGACUAUUCAAGGUUUUGAUGGUUCUCUCAUGGGAGCUAUCAAUGCAAUGAAACCUUACCAGGAGUCAUUUGGCCUUGAUGGCAGCGGUUCAUCCACCGGUAUUGUCUUCAUCAUCUACAACUUAGCUCAGCUUGCCGCGUUCCCGUUUGUGGCGUACAUCUCUGACGUACACGGUCGACGGCCAUGCAUCUUUAUCGGGUGUCUUGUGAUCCUGAUCGGUACUGCUAUUCAGGGCUCUGCCCACAGUCUUGGCCAGUUUAUCGGAGGCAGAUUUGUCCUUGGCUUUGGGGCCAUUGUCGCGCACGGAGCAGGCCCAGCGUACACUGUCGAGCUUGCGCACCCUGCGUAUCGAGGCUUGACUGCUGGCAUGUAUAACAACUUUUGGUGGGUUGGAAAUAUCUUGGCAGGCUGGGUUACUUAUGGUACCAAUCUGCAUGUUAAAACUUCAUGGGCAUGGCGAAUUCCCACCAUCCUACAGGCCGGCUUCCCCUCAAUCGCCAUGGCCCUCGUCCUCUUCCUCCCUGAGUCUCCCCGCUGGUUGAUCUCCAAAGACAGAACCGAGGAGGCACUAGCCAUCUUCGCCAAGUAUCACGGUGAAGGAGACCCUAACUCGCCCAUCGUCCAGCUACAGUAUCAGCAGAUCUUGGAAGAACACACCCACGAGGAACCUGGUCGCUGGUGGGAUUACCGUGAACUUGUCAAUACUCGAUCUGCGCGGUACCGGAUCAUGCUUGUUGUUGCCACAGCUUUUUUUGGCCAGUGGUCGGGUAACAAUGUCAUCUCGUACUUUCUUCCCGAGAUGUUAAAGAAGGCUGGCAUGACCAACUCGAACACUCAAUUGCUCAUCAACGCCAUCAACGCAGUCAUCUGUUGGGUCGCUGCCAUGUGCGGCUCCAUGGUCCUUGACAAAUUCGGCCGUCGAAGAAUGAUGAUGAGCGGUCUUACAGGAUGUCUCGCCGCAUAUAUCAUGCUGACCGGCUUCGCGGCAAACUCGGACAAGCACAAGGAUCUCGUGUAUGGACUCAUCGUCGCCGUGUAUCUGUUUGGCAUUUGCUUCGCCACCGGCAUGACGCCCAGUGCUACACUCUACCCCAUGGAGUGUCUUCCAAACCGGACUCGUGCCAAGGGAUCUUCCAUCAAGUUUGUGUUUAUGAACAUUGCGACAAUGACCAACACGUACGGCAUCAGUGUUGGCAUCAAGGAGAUUGGAUGGAAACUAUACCUAGUUUACAUCGUCUGGAUCGCGAUCGAGAUUACUUUCAUGUACUUUUUCUUUGUCGAGACAAAGGGCAAGAACCUGGAGGAGCUGUCUGAGAUCUUUGAGGCCAAGAACCCCCGAAAGGCCAGCACUAAGAAGCUUGUGGUUGCCCUCGAUGAGACUGGCCAUGUCGUGGACAUUAAGGAGGCAAAGAAGGAUUGA